Messenger RNA from Coccomyxa subellipsoidea C-169, 1295 nucleotides. Its product is annotated as Saposin. Lineage: Eukaryota; Viridiplantae; Chlorophyta; Trebouxiophyceae; Coccomyxaceae. Bases 7 to 1005 code for a protein of 332 amino acids. The record is from RefSeq and is a predicted model, not a curated record. The transcript has 4 exons. Gene Ontology annotation, biological process: lipid metabolic process.
GCAAUCAUGGAUCCUCAGCAAAGGUGUUUGUGGGGUGUGCUGUGCCUGACCUUGGUCGCCCUCGCGCACGGGGCACCACUCCAGUCUCGCCUAGGAUCAGACAGGCUGCAGAGCCAAGCCCCUCUGUGUGGCUCGUGCAGGUGGCUAGUCAAGUCAGUGAAAUGCGAGCUCUCCGAUGUAGACACACAGAGUGAGAUUAUUGGCAUGAUCCUGAAGGAUGUUUGCCCCAAGCUUCCUGCUGAUGCGCAAGAGGCAUGUGGUCAGCUCGCACCUUCUCUGAUCCCACUGGGGGUCAUGUAUAUCCAGUCACUGUCAGCGAACGAGCUCUGCGCGGAUGCCACCCUCUGUGGUGCUGCACCACCAUUGAGCAAGACUGCCAGAUUCGGAGUUGGUCAGCAGAACGACUUCAACUGCCCGAUUUGCAAGAUGCUCUUGAUCACCCUCAAGCAGGAGCUGAAGAACCCCGAGAGCGAGAAAGAAAUGAUUGAUCGUGCUCAUCAGGCUUGCAAGACACUGCCAAUUGACUGGCAGGCACCCUGCACAGCUUACGUGGACCAGUUUGGCGAGCAGCUCUUUGCAUACAUUGAGACCCUCGACGCCACGACAAUCUGCACCAACUUCGGUGCAUGCCUGCCGAGCCAGCUGUACUCCAACAUGACCGUGCCAUCGCUGCCCCUGUCUCUUGUUGCUAAGGCUGCAGACCUUCGCAUCCGUGCCCAUGAGCUGUCGGCCACCAACGAUUUCUGUGACACCUGCAAGAUGGUCGUCACUGAGGCCGCUGCAAUCCUGGGCAACCUGGACACCCAGAAGCAGAUUCUGGAGUAUGCAAAGGAGGCCUGCCAGGCGUUUGGCCCCAACUUCAAGGACCAGUGCCUGAACUAUGUAGAGCUGUAUGGCCCACUGGUCGUCAACAUGAUUGUGCAGUACCUCAAGCCUCAGCUGUGCAUUGACGCCGGCUACUGCCCGCAGCCCACCAGCCUGAAUGGCCUGAUGCGCUCCGUCUGAUAUGUCAGCCUUGUAGUGUCUUCAACUGUCGCCUUGCGAAUGUAUCCAACCCAAUUACCGCUGCAUGUAGUGAUUUUUCAUGUACUCUUGUGUACUAUUAUGUAGACCCUUCUUGGCCCGUGCAUCUGCUGUUGAAGCCAAGUGGCGAUCUGGGAUAGUGUAGUAUUAAGCCAUGAUCAUCUGCUCAGAUGAGUGAUGUGAUGACAUGCAAGCCUUGCACUCAUUCUUGGCAGUGAUGACACACGAAGGCACCUUGUAGACCUGAUAAUGCUGUAAGAGCUCUUUGUAUC